GGGAUCCACAAGGAUAUCCAGCAGCUCUUUCACAGAGGGGGAGGGGAGUGUCAGUGUUGUGAAAAACGAGGAAUUGUCUCCACCCAUUUUGCCUUGGUUGUGCUUCCACCCUUCCCUGUAGGUGAGCUACCUGACCAAACUCUGGGGAGAGAGAGAGAUAGUGUGAAAGAGGUAGAGAAAGCCAGGAACAAAGGCAGAGAGUGAGAGAAACACAGACAAAAAAAGCUCUGGGUGGAGGGAAAAGGGGAAAGAGAAAGGAACAGGUGGACCAGAGAUUUGAGCUAGGCAGCUGUUGGGGGGUUGGGCAGUGGGUGGACUCUGAGGAACAGGGGUGUGCUCAGAGCUGUUCUUGACAGGUCGGACAAGUUUCUCCCUACAAUACCUGUCGCUCUCACUUUCUUAAACACACCAGUUGGCAGGAAAAGGAAGUGAAGCAGAAAAGGGCUGAAGAAAAAGCGGGAGAGUUUUCCGGUCAUUUAUAAGUUGACUACCAGAAAGGAAUUUAAAGAUGCCUGAGCAGCAACCCUAUUACGGAAAGAAUGGUGAACCAAAAAAGUAUGACCCCACCUUCAAAGGCCCCAUCUAUAACAGGGGCUGCACUGACAUUGUAUGCUGCAUCCUCUUCAUUAUUUGCAUACUGGGCUAUGUUGCAGUGGGAAUUCUUGCCUGGUCCCAGGGAGACCCCAGGAAGGUGAUCUACCCCACAGACAGCAGAGGACAGUUCUGUGGGCAGGCAGGCACACCUCUGGAGACGAAGCCCCUGCUGUUCUACUUCAACAUCAUGAAGUGUGCCAGUCCCAUGGUGCUGCUGGAGUUCCAGUGCCCAACCACACAGAUGUGUGUGGAGAAAUGCCCUGAUAAGUUCAUGACGCUCCUGAAGGCCUACGCCAAUAAAGAGGAUUUUAAGUAUUAUAAGAACUUCUGCAAGGAGGGUCUAGAGGGGCUGACUGUAACACAGAUCCUGAGUUCUGGCCUGUGUCCUGCCAUGCUGACGCCAAGUAAACCCUUCACCCGUAGGUGCUUCCCUGCCCUGGGCCAGAAGAAGGGAGGGGAGAUCACCGUGGGAAAUAACUCUAAGUUUGAUGACGGGGAGGGGAACAUUAGAGAUGCCAAAGAUCUGGUGGCGGGGGUCAAGAAUGCCACAGUGGUCAUUGAAGCUCGACAAGUGGCCAUGAAGAUCUUUGAGGAUUACACCCAGUCCUGGUACUGGAUCCUAAUAGGGUUGGUGAUUGCCAUGCUCAUCAGUCUCCUCUUCAUCGUCCUCCUGCGCUUCCUUGCCGGGAUCAUGGUUUGGGUCAUGAUCGUCAUGGUGAUUCUGGUCAUUGGAUACGGCAUCUUCCACUGCUCCAUGGAGUAUGUUAGCCUGAAGUCAGAGGCAGGCUCUAAUGUCACUCUAAAGGACCUGGGCUUCCAGACAGACUUCUCUGUGUACCUGCAUAUCAGACAGACCUGGCUGGCCUUCAUUAUUAUUCUGGCCAUUGUGGAGGUCGUCAUCAUUUUGCUGCUCAUCUUCCUCAGGAAUAGAAUCCUCAUCGCUAUCGCUCUCAUCAAAGAAGCCAGCAGGGCCAUUGGGUAUGUGAUGUCAGCCCUGUUUUACCCCUUGUUCACCUUUGCCCUCCUAUCCAUUGUCAUCGCCUACUGGGCCGUGACCGCUGUGUUCCUGUCCACCUCCAAUCAGCCCAUCUAUAAGGUGUUCAAUGAGACGGCCUGCGAUCACUCCAGGAAAAUCUGCGAGCCAGCUAACUUCAGCACCUCCAGUAUGAAGGCGGAGUGCCCAGACUCCAAGUGUCUGUUUGCCUUCUACGGUGGAGAGACUGUCUACCACAAGUACCUGAUUGGCCUGCAGUUCUACAACGUCUUCCUGUUCUUCUGGUGUGCCAACUUUGUGACAGCGCUGGGUCAGAUGACCCUGGCUGGGGCCUUUGCCUCCUACUACUGGGCCUUGGUCAAGCCUGACGACAUGCCUGCCUUCCCCAUCUUCUCAUCCCUUGGCAGAUCACUCAGGUAUCACACAGGUUCCCUGGCGUUUGGCUCGCUCAUCCUCUCCAUCAUCCAGAUCAUCAGGGUUCUGCUGGAGUACAUCGACCACAAGCUACAAGGAACGCAAAAUAAGUGCACAAAGUUCCUACUGUGCUGUCUCAAGUGCUGCUUCUGGUGCCUGGAGAAAUUCAUCAAGUUCAUCAACAGAAAUGCCUACAUUAUGGUGGCGAUAUAUGGCAAGAACUUCUGCACGUCUGCCAAAGAUGCCUUCUUCCUCCUUAUGAGGAACAUGAUCAGGGUAGCUGUCCUGGACAAGGUGACAGACUUCCUCUUGUUCCUGGGCAAACUCCUCAUUGUGGGGCUUGUGGGAAUCUUUGCGUUCUUCUUCUUCUCUGGGAGGGUGAAGGCCUUUGAGAACACAGCGCCCAACCUCCACUACUACUGGGUUCCCAUCCUGACAGUGGUGGUUGGUUCCUACCUUAUUGCCCACGGCUUCUUCAGUGUGUACGCCAUGUGUGUGGACACACUCUUCCUCUGCUUCUGUGAAGACCUGGAGAGAAAUGAUGGCUCUCUGGCAAGACCGUAUUACAUGUCAGCUUCGCUCCAUGACAUUCUGUCGGAGAACAAGGCUGUGGAGGAGACCGAGGAGCCAACCCAGUCCUCGCCACAUCAGCCAGAUGACCAACACGUCCAGCUGAAACAAUAGCAGCCUCCGAUGCAGGGGAAAGACCAGGACGUUUAGGAGUAGUCAUAGCAAAGACACUGUGGACGAGAUCUCCACCUGCAGAUCUGUCUUGUAGAAAUGGGCAUGCUACUGUUCAUGAUUGGUAGAUUGACAUCAAGGCCUGAAUUUGGACAAGUCAACUGCUUGACCAGUGUCUUUCCUUCUCCCUAUAGAAACGUGUGUGUGUGUAUCUAUAUAUAUAUUUGUGCUCUUAAUGGUUGGAGUUGGCAAAUGAUAGUUGUUUAAUUAAUUUGUAAAAAAGACACUGACCCAUAAACAAUGCUAGGAAUUCCACUGAUGUUUUAGUGAACAUGUUGCAGUUCUGACAUUGUUGCUAGAAGGAAAACACUGUCAGCCAUAGGAAACAAUGUGCCUAAAUGACUAACUAUCCAUUUUGGUCUGAUGUAUUGAACCUCCUACAGAUAUCACAUUUGUUUACAGUUAAAGCAUUCAAAAGAUCUCUGCAAUGCUUCCAUCAUUAGUAUUACUGUUAUCAGUGCAUUAUUAAAAUGUGAUCUUUUCAAUGAUCUAUAAAAGCCAUAUGUAGUUUUGUAUAUACUGAAAUGUAUUUCUUAGUUCUGCUUGUGAGGGAAGCGACUCCAUUUUUUGUUCUGUGACGCAAUGCAAUCAGAUCCCUCAUUGCCUUGAAAUAUUUGCCUGUCAGCAAGGUCUGUUUGAUGCACUGCCCUGGAGACUCCUAGGAUCUAUGAGCAUUAACUGAAUGCAGUUUCUCUUUUCUCUCUUUCUUGUGCUAUUGUGCAUGUUGGUAGUAUGUCUGCUAGUGAUUAAAGCUGCCAGUCUUUCUGUUAUUUGUCUUUCUCCUCAUUCUCUUUCUGCAUUGUGUUGAUGGGGAACAAGCUAAGGUAACAAACUUCCUUUUGGGUUUGACUAGGCAAGCUUUACCAAUUCUGUCAGAAGUAGGGCAAUUAUAUGUUUUGUAGGAUGACAUGUUAAAUGACUUAAAGCACUUCUGUUUAACUUGGCGUAACCUUGAAGCUUUGCUAAUCCAUCACAAGUUGGUUCUGAUCUGGCCCCUGCUUGGAAAUGUAACAAUGUUCAAGUUUCUCCUUUUGAAAUAAUGUUCAUAUUUGUCUCAUGAUGUUUUCCUUGAUUCUUCAGUGGAGGACCUGGAGAGGAAUGAUGGCAGUGCGGAGAGACCCUACCUGAUGUCUGACCGCCUCCUCAAAGUCCUGAAUAAGAAGAACAAGCCUGAACCAGCAGAGUAGAGCUCUCCCAUGUGGUGUGGAGAAGGGCAAAAGCUCUGGUGUGUACAGGUGUGUAAUUGUAUAUAGUGGAGUAUGCUUUAAAGACUGGGUUGGCCAAGGACCUCAUGCUGUCACUCAUCCAGUACCUAUGUGGCAAUCUGUUGUCAUAAGUCCAAACAAUCGCUGCCAUCCUCUGUGGUCGAGUGAGGCGUGUAAAUCCUAAAUGGAAUUUUAAUGCUGCAUCCAGAGUGCUUCUUACAAGGAUGCCCCCCCCCCCCCCCCCCCCCCCCCCAUUUUCAUUCAGUUAUUUGGUUUGGAUGAAAUCAUAGUUGUCUGUUUAAGUAUAUUUUGAUGACCUCCUGUUCAAAAACCAGCAACCAAAUGUGGUUCUUAUUGAAUAUAGCUGUAUGCUACUGUAAUCAGACCAGCUGUACACCAGUGUGUUAUGAGCAUGCUUUGUUAUGAAUAUUACUUGGAGUGUGUUACAUGAAGGUGAGCACAGAACUGAUCUAUUUAGUAAAGUAUUUUAUACAUUUACAUAAAGCUGCACUUUUGUAUGUAACCUAUGCAAUUAGUUUAAGACAUGCAGUACUAAGACAUACUUGUUUGAAAUUGUGUAACUACUUUAUAUUUGUUGCAAUACUUUCUCUGCUUUGUCAUUACCAAAGCCAUUAAUACAGUACUGUAGCCCCUUUUUAACCCGCUGUUAAACGUCAAUAUUUUGCUCUGUUAUAAUUGCCAGGGAAUGAGUGGUAAAGAAAUGUAUUAAGAUGGUGUGAGGCUGAAAGCAGGGGAAAAUAUGGGUUGUGUAUGUGGAUCUGUUUAAGUGCCUGUGGAGUUCUGAAACUAAAAUAAAAGUUGUUUUUGUACAUUUA
Messenger RNA from Oncorhynchus kisutch (coho salmon), 4784 nucleotides. Its product is annotated as choline transporter-like protein 2. Bases 509 to 2686 code for a protein of 725 amino acids. Gene Ontology annotation, molecular function: transmembrane transporter activity. The record is from RefSeq and is a predicted model, not a curated record. Gene Ontology annotation, biological process: transmembrane transport. Gene Ontology annotation, cellular component: membrane. NCBI's taxonomy places the organism in Eukaryota, Metazoa, Chordata, Actinopteri, Salmoniformes, Salmonidae. The transcript has 22 exons.